AUUCGCAGAUCACUCCCAUAUCUCAGAUGACCGGAUCAACUGCAACCAGUGAGGCGCCAUCUGGUGUAGAGAUAUUUGUCUGUUAGGUAGCAGGUUAAAGCUACCACUAAAUGCAAUUGAAAUGAAUUCCAGCACCAGUUCGAUUUCCACUCUCUAACGGCACGUGGAGAGCCAGAACGCCAAUCCGUUUCAUAUCUGUCGUCUAAUUAGUUGGAUAGUCAUGACGAUUUGAUCUUAUCGGCUACAUGUUGCAUUUUUUUUUCCCUUGAUAAAUUUAGCUUUUGUCAACUCUCCAGCGAUCGUCAAGAGCGGUAUUACUGAAUCGUCGAAGGAGAAAGAAGCUUUUUUUAGUUUAAUUUAAUAUUAUCUGUAACUUUUAUGGAGUAGGUUUGACAAAUUAGUUGUUGAUGGACCAUUUCUAUUUAUAUGGAUCUGUGAUCAGUCCGUUUCCGUCUCCGUCUACAUACCUUGCUCCUAAGCGCAAGCCGUAUCAGCUCUUCUCCGUCGCUGCGUCGUCUUCUAUUGUUUUACUCAGAUCCUAUUGCUGUUGCCGUGAUCGUGGCCUGAGGUGGGUUUUCAGCGGCGGACGCCGGAUGGGAAUGACUAAGGUGGCGGGAUCGACGCCUUCUACACGGAGCAUAGCGGGAUCUGAUCACCUUCGCCAUGUUGAUUCCAUGACCCGCGUACCUUCCGGCGCAGGAAAGAUCUCGUACCUCAACGCGGUCGUUCUCGGGGAGGCUCUUGCUUCCGAGGAGAAUGAUCUUGUGUUCCCCAAUCCAGAGUUCUCCGCGCAGGCUCUCGUUUCUUCGCCGGAGCAGUACGCGGAAAUGUAUAAGAAAUCAAUAGAGGAUCCGGCUGGUUUCUGGUCGGAAAUUGCAACUCAGUUCUACUGGAAGAGGAAGUGGGAUCCAGAAGUCUUCUCGGAGAAUCUUGAUGUGAGGAAGGGGAAUGUGAAGAUAGAGUGGUUUAUAGGAGGCGUCACCAAUGUCUGCUAUAAUGCUUUGGAUAGAAACAUUGAUGUGGGGAAUGGUGACAAGGUUGCAAUCUUAUGGGAAGGAAAUGAGCCAGGUCAGGAUGGGAAGCUGACUUAUAGGGAGCUUCUGGAGAAGGUUUGCCAGCUGUCCAAUUACUUGAAAGAUGUAGGCGUUAGAAAGGGUGAUACAAUUGUGAUCUACUUGCCAAUGUUGAUGGAACUCCCAAUUUCUAUGUUGGCUUGUGCCCGAAUUGGUGCCGUGCAUUCGGUUGUAUUUGCUGGUUUUUCUUCAGAGUCUCUAUCCCAAAGGAUCAUGGAUUGCAAGCCCAAAGUUGUGAUAACAUGCAAUGGGGUGCGUAGGGGAUCUAAAGCACUUGCACUAAAAGACAUCGUGGAUAGUGCACUGGUGGAAUGCACCAAAAAUGGCUUCUCUGUUGGUUUAUGUCUGACAUAUGAAAACCAGUCAGCUAUGAGUAGAGAAGCAACAAAAUGGCAAGAUGAUAGAGAUGUAUGGUGGCAGGAUGUAGUUCCAAAAUUUCCAACCAAAUGCGAAGUAGAGUGGGUUGAAUCUGAAGAUCCACUAUUUCUCUUGUACACUAGCGGGAGCACUGGAAAGCCUAAGGGCGUAUUGCACACAACUGCGGGCUAUAUGGUAUACACGGCAACAACAUUCAAAUACGCUUUUGACUACAAGCCAUCAGACAUAUACUGGUGUACUGCUGAUUGUGGUUGGAUUACUGGGCACAGCUAUGUGACAUAUGGACCUCUAUUAAAUGGAGCAACUAUUAUUGUUUUUGAAGGGGCACCAAAUUACCCUAACCCUGGACGUUGCUGGGACAUCGUUGAUAAAUAUAAGGUGUCACUUUUCUACACUGCCCCAACUUUGGUGCGUUCUUUGAUGCGUGAUGGCGACGAGUACGUGACUCGUUACUCUCGCAAAUCAUUGCGUGUUCUAGGAAGUGUGGGGGAGCCCAUCAAUCCAAGUGCAUGGAGGUGGUUUUUUAAUGUUGUCGGUGAUGCACGGUGUCCCAUAUCAGAUACUUGGUGGCAAACUGAGACUGGCGGUUUUAUGAUCACUCCUUUACCAGGUGCAUGGCCACAAAAACCUGGUUCGGCAACAUUUCCAUUUUUUGGGGUGCAGGCAGUAAUAGUUGAUGAGAAAGGGAUUGAGAUUGAAGGGGAGUGUAGUGGCUACCUUUGCAUCAAGAAAUCAUGGCCUGGAGCCUUCAGAACGCUCUAUGGUGACCAUGAGAGAUACGAGACCACAUAUUUUAAGCCAUUCCUAGGAUAUUAUUUCUCGGGCGAUGGCUGUAGCAGGGACAAGGAUGGGUAUCAUUGGCUCACUGGAAGGGUUGAUGAUGUCAUCAAUGUUAGCGGGCAUCGCAUUGGCACAGCGGAGAUUGAGUCUGCACUGGUUUCACAUCCCCAGUGUGCAGAGGCUGCUGUUGUUGGUGUUGAACAUGAGGUCAAGGGACAGGGCAUAUAUGCUUUUGUUACUUUGGUGGAGGGUGUUCCUUACAGCGAAGAACUGCGGAAGAGUCUUAUUUUAAUGGUCAGAAAUCAGAUUGGUGCAUUUGCUGCUCCAGAUAAAAUUCAUUGGGCUCCUGGGCUCCCAAAAACAAGGAGUGGGAAGAUAAUGAGAAGGAUCCUAAGAAAGAUAGCUUCCAGGCAGCUAAAUGAGCUUGGUGAUACAAGUACACUUGCAGAUCCUACUGUGGUUGACCAGCUUAUUGCACUCGCAGACAUAGGAUUUUCAGAUGAGCUGCUGCUUCCUCUUUAACUUUUUUUUUUUGCUCUCCAUUUUCUGCUAUAGCCAUGAUUAUAGAUAUACAAGCACAUAAGUUCAGAUACUGCUUUGCAUAAAUUUGUGAAUGUUUAUUCAGGAAUAUUGAUUGCCUAUCACCACAAUAAUAAAUAUACAAGUAGAAGUUCAGAUACUAUUAUGCAUAAAUUCU
This is a messenger RNA of Dendrobium catenatum, 2928 nucleotides long. RefSeq names its product acetyl-coenzyme A synthetase, chloroplastic/glyoxysomal. Gene Ontology annotation, molecular function: acetyl-CoA synthetase activity; AMP binding. NCBI's taxonomy places the organism in Eukaryota, Viridiplantae, Streptophyta, Magnoliopsida, Asparagales, Orchidaceae. The record is from RefSeq and is a predicted model, not a curated record. Bases 408 to 2753 code for a protein of 781 amino acids. The transcript is spliced from 18 exons.